AUGAACAACCUUUUCCCCUCUAGAAAUGAAUGCACUACAGGAGGAACUGGGUCAAGAUGGUUUCACCAUCCUCGCAUUCCCAUCCAACCAGUUUGGCAAACAGGAACCAGCUGAAAACAAUGAGAUCCUCCCUUUGUUGAAGUAUAUCCGCCCCGGCAACGGGUUUGUUCCAAACUUCCAACUGUUCAGGAAAGGAGAUGUGAACGGGGAAAACGAGCAGCAGCUAUUCACGUACCUGAAGAAUGCCUGUGGCCCAGUGGGAAACAGCUUUGGAAACCCCGACAAGCUUUUCUGGCAGCCCCUCAAGAUCUCUGAUAUCAAGUGGAACUUUGAGAAGUUUCUCGUUGGGCCUGAUGGCAAGGCCGUCCUGCGCUGGUUCCCACAGGUCCCCAUGGUUACGGUCAAAGAAGAUAUCCUCCGCUUUAUGAGUACUCUACCCAUUCAACAAAAAAUCAUCUAAAUGAAAUUGCAAAGCUUUAUUAUUUCACCUGCAUAUAUGAUACAAUGGUUUGAAUUAGAUAACUGAGGCUUCUCCACAUUAUUCUCCUUUUACACACCAACCCUGCACCUCUUACAUUUACUUUUCCAUUCACACUCCCCUCCCCUUUCAUGUUAUAAUUCCUGUUUUACUCCUCCUCCCCUGCUCCCUGCUCCUUCGCCCUCUCCCCUCUCUUUCCCCCUCCAUUUACUGCUCCCCACUCCAUCCCUUCACUCUCCCUCCACUACGUUCCAUUCCUUUCCCCUUUCUGCCUCCCUCUGUCACCCCUGACCUCACCCCUCCUUCAUCCUACUUGUUCCUCAUCUCUCUCUUUUCCUCCAUUCCCUGUGCCUGUUUCAGUCGUUCAUCUUACCCCUUCACUCCCCCUUCUGCCAACCUUUGCUUCUUCCCCUCCCCAUCCCCACUCAUAACACCCAGAAGAUUUCCAAGCAGAAACUGCGGUGAAUUCUCACCCUGCUCUCUGGUGAAGAGGGUCAAAGGUCCAAUUCCACCUGAGGAUCUUGGUCAGGACUCUCCAGUUGCCCGAAGAAGAUUCUUACCAAAACAUUAAGCCUAUUUUCUCUCCCCUCUCACUUAUCUAAUGCGAACUGGCAGCGCUGGAACUUUACACCCAAUAGUUAAUCGCAGUCUCUGUCUAAGCCCCAGGAUCUCUCCAGGUGAUGGGCUGGCAGGGCUGGAGCCGAUGGGAAGAGGAGUGCAGAGUGACGAUCGGGUCUAAAAGCAGGAGCUCCCUGCCAGGUCUGGUCUGAAGCUGGGUGAAGGCAGGCAUAGCCCUUCAGUGCAUUCAGGCUGUUCUGUCAGCUCACCCAGAGCAUGUUGCCUCUCCCCACACGACAGCAGCCCUGCCUGUCCAUCAGGAUACCAACAAGUCAUCAAACACUUGUACACACAAAUAAAAAUCCAUCUUUCACAAA
Messenger RNA from Rhincodon typus (whale shark), 1413 nucleotides. RefSeq names its product glutathione peroxidase 3 (gene gpx3). The record is from RefSeq and is a predicted model, not a curated record. The coding region runs from base 26 to 460 and encodes 144 amino acids. Lineage: Eukaryota; Metazoa; Chordata; Chondrichthyes; Orectolobiformes; Rhincodontidae. Gene Ontology annotation, molecular function: glutathione peroxidase activity. The transcript has 3 exons. Gene Ontology annotation, biological process: response to oxidative stress.